GACUCCUCGCCGAACCGGGCAGAGAGCCAGGGUGCAAACUUCGACGUCCAGUCGCUGGACUGCCCAAUUUUGCUGCCCGCCCUAGUGGUGCGGAGCGAGGUGGGUGGGCUAUGGGCGGGGCGGCGCCCAAGGCCCUCCUUAUAUCUGGCCAGACCACCUCGGGCUCCAUUCCUCGGAGGCGGUCAACAAGAUGUUGUGGCUGUGGUGGGCGCUGGCGCUGGCGGCCGGGGUCGCGCUGCUCGUGACCCGGGUCCGGAGGUUCGUGGGCGGCGGCGGCCCGAACCCCUUCGCGAAAGACGUGAGGAGGCCGCGGGAGCCGCUGGUGACCGACCGGGAGGCCCGCAAGAGAGUCCUCAAGCAAGCUUUCUCUGCCAGUCGUGUGCCAGACCACCUGGAUGCUGUGGUGAUUGGGAGUGGCAUCGGGGGCCUGGCAGCAGCGGCCAUCCUCGCCAAAGCAGGAAAGCGAGUCCUGGUGCUGGAGCAGCACACCAAGGCAGGCGGCUGCUGUCAUACCUUUAGUGAAAAUGGUCUGGAGUUUGACACAGGAAUCCAUUAUAUUGGGCAGUUGAAAGAGGGCAGCUUUAACCGCUUCCUCUUGGACCAGAUCACGGAGGGGCAGCUGGACUGGGCUCCCAUGGACUCCCCCUUUGACAUCGUGGUGCUGGAGGGACCCAGUGGCAGAAAGGAGUUCCCCAUGUACGCUGGGGAGAAAGCCUAUAUUCGGGGCCUCAAGGAAAAGUUUCCUCAUGAAGAAGCCGCCAUUGACAAGUACAUGAACAUGGUGAAGGAGGUGGCAAAAGGAUCCUCUCAUAUGGCCAUGCUGAAGCUCAUCCCUUUGCCCAUGGUGAAGCUUUUGGACAAGUUUGGGGUGCUGGCCUUUUUCUCCCCUUUCUUUAGAGCAGCCACCCAGAGCUUAGCGGACGUGCUCAACCAGCUGCCUGCCUCCCCGGAGCUCAAAACCGUGCUCAGCUAUAUCUUUCCCACCUAUGGUGUUCCCCCAGAGAAUGCCAGUUUCUCUAUGCAUGCCAUGCUCAUCCACCACUACCUUCGUGGAGCCUUUUACCCCCAGGGAGGCUCCAGUGAAAUCACUUUUCACCUUAUCCCAGUGAUUCAGCAGGCUGGGGGUGCAGUCCUUGCCAGGGCAACAGUGGAGAGUGUGCUCUUGGAUUCUGCUGGAAAAGCCUGUGGUGUCAGCGUCAAGAAGGGCCGCGACCUGGUGAACGUCUACGCUCCCAUCGUGAUCUCCAGCGCAGGAAUAUUUAAUACCUACGAGCGCUUGCUGCCUGAGAAGGCGCGCUGCUUGCCAGGUAUACAGACCCAGCUGGGAAUGGUGCAGCACGGCAUGUCUACACUUAGUAUCUUCAUCUGCCUCCAGGGCUCCAAGAGUGACCUGGGUCUGGAAGCCAAGAACCGUUAUGUCUACUUUGACACAGACAUCGACAAGGCGAUGGAGAGAUACCACUCCCUAUCCAGGGAUGAAGCUGUGGCACACAUUCCCUUUUUCUACAUCACCUCAGCAUCAUCCAAAGACCCAACAUGGGAGAAGAGGUUCCCAGACAAAUCAACAAUGAUGAUGUUGUUGCCUGCCCGCUAUGAGUGGUUUGAGGAAUGGCAGGAUGAGCCCCAGGGCAAGAGAGGGAGUGAUUAUGAGGCCCUGAAGAACUCCUUCAUUGAUGCUUCCAUGUCUGUUUUGAUGAAACUUUAUCCUCAGUUGGAGGGGAAGGUGGAGAGUGUUUCAGCAGGGUCACCAUUGAGCAAUAAGUUCUUUCUGGCUGCCCCCCGUGGAGAGCUCUAUGGGGUUGACCAUGACCUGAGCCGUCUCCAACCCCAAGUAAUAGCUGCAAUGAGGACCCAGAGCCCCAUCCCCAAUCUCUACCUAACAGGGCAGGAUGUGCUCGCUUGUGGUUUUUUUGGGGCCCUCUAUGGGGCUAUAUUGUGCAGCAGUGCCAUCCUGCAAAGGAACUUGUACCGGGACAUCAUGAAGCUCCAAUCCCAGGUUUCAGCUGCCAUGCCCAAGAAGAUGAAUUAGCACAAUCCAAGUGGACCCUCUAUGGCAAGGGAGUCCUUGGUCCCAAAUGGCCUGAGAGAGCAGGGAAGAUUCCAGGACCUUUGACUCCUAUUACCUGUAAUGUAACCCAAUACCCACUACACUGUGCCUUGUGGAAAGGAAUAGCCACUCAAUAAAUAAUAAUCAUUUUAGUAGUAA
Messenger RNA from Trichosurus vulpecula (common brushtail), 2206 nucleotides. Its product is annotated as all-trans-retinol 13,14-reductase-like. The transcript has 11 exons. NCBI's taxonomy places the organism in Eukaryota, Metazoa, Chordata, Mammalia, Diprotodontia, Phalangeridae. The coding region runs from base 191 to 2029 and encodes 612 amino acids. The record is from RefSeq and is a predicted model, not a curated record.